Messenger RNA from Vicia villosa (hairy vetch), 1155 nucleotides. RefSeq lists its product as uncharacterized. The coding region runs from base 1 to 1155 and encodes 384 amino acids. The transcript is spliced from 2 exons. Lineage: Eukaryota; Viridiplantae; Streptophyta; Magnoliopsida; Fabales; Fabaceae. The record is from RefSeq and is a predicted model, not a curated record.
AUGGGGGAAUACUUUUUGGGCUUUUUAAAUAUCCACGAUUUGAAACUUCCCUCACUCAGUAUGCAUAUAAAGCUCCCUCGCUCUCCUAUUCUUCUACAAACGGCAAACAUCCUUGUUGGUCCUUCUCGCUACUUAUUAAGGUUGAACUGCUCGGAUUCUUCUCACAAGUGUGACACAAGUUAUAUCUCAAAGAGUUUCAAAAUGUCUCAGCAAUCGUGUGAUGCAUCUCCCGUAUCUGACUCGGCAACACCGGAUGAGUCCUCUAACCCUAAUAGGAGUCUGGAGGUUGUACCUUUAAGGACGAUUAGUAGUGAUGAUGUAAAGGCCACAAAGCCUAAAACAGCACAUGCAAAACGACCCAAGGAGGGUAUUCAUAACAAGGGCGCCAAACCUUCUACAUCUAAUACCAUAGAGGAACUUAAUAAAGAAGGAACCAGAUAUGUCGAUAAAGCAAUUACCAGAAUUGUUACACGCAUUCUGAAGGAAAACCAUCAAAACACCAGUAAGGCUGAAGUUGCUCACACCUCUGGUUGUGACCCAACUGAAGAGGAGAUCAUUAAUAAUGGACAAGGAGGUGCUGAGAAUACCAAUGUUACUGAGGAUGUCAAUGACAUUGAAGAGAAUAAGCACACUAAGGUCAAUACUGAAACAGGUACCAAUGUGGUAGACUUAGAUGAGUAUUCUGACAACGAGUUACUUGCCUCAUUAAAUCCGAGUGUAGCCAACAGGAUGAUGACUAGAAGAAAAGCCAAAGCUAUUUCCCAAAGUUCCCCUGAAAAGAAUGUAGAAGCUAAGAGCACUGUUAAAGACUCUGUCAAGAAGAAGAGUAAUUCUGCUGGUCCUAUCAAGAGCAGAGCUGUGGCUAAGAGUGUAGGGGUUAGUCCCUCAAAUUCCUGGAGCAAGGUUGUUCCAAAGAAAAGAAAGGAGAGGGAAAUUGUUGAAUAUGAGUCUGAUGUUGAAUGGGAUGUCCCUAACAUUCCAUCAAGGAAGAAGCCUACAACAAGCAAGCUUGCUGCAAGUAUUCCUGAAAUACCUAUUGAUAAUGUGUCAUCCCACUAUGCCUCUAGUGCCAGCAGGUGGAAAUAUGUGCUCCAAAAGAGACUGGCUGUUGAAAGGGAGUUGGCUCCAAAUGCUCUUGAGAACAAGGAAUCUUAG